Messenger RNA from Aspergillus ibericus CBS 121593, 1095 nucleotides. RefSeq names its product putative ZIP family zinc transporter. Gene Ontology annotation, biological process: zinc ion transmembrane transport. Gene Ontology annotation, cellular component: plasma membrane. The record is from RefSeq and is a predicted model, not a curated record. The transcript has a single exon. NCBI's taxonomy places the organism in Eukaryota, Fungi, Ascomycota, Eurotiomycetes, Eurotiales, Aspergillaceae. Bases 139 to 1095 code for a protein of 318 amino acids. Gene Ontology annotation, molecular function: zinc ion transmembrane transporter activity.
CGCCGGUUCCUUUUCCUUUCUAGGCAUUUUGGGACAGGAGUACUGAUAGCCACUGCCUUUGUCCAUCUGCUCCCUACCGCAUUCGUUUCAUUGACUGAUCCAUGUCUUCCUCGGUUCUGGAGCCAAACCUACCGUGCCAUGGCCGGUUUUGUGGCCAUGAUCUCUGUGUUUGUUGUCGUUCUCGUCGAGAUGUUUUUCGCCUUGAAAGGAGCAGGCCAUGUGCAUGGGAGUGAAUAUGACCAAUUGAUCAGUGAUGUUGGUGCAGAUUUUUCAAGUGACGAUCAAGACGAAGGAAUCAACUACAGAGACGGAUUGGCCGACCAUAUUCACCUUGAUAGCAUUGGAGAUCAGAUGCCUUCGGAAUCUUCCGGGCCACUUGAAGGGAUGUCAGCUGGUGAAUCUUCUACGUUCAAUAAUAAAGACCUGGCCACGUUCACGGAAGGUCGUGCCAUAGAGUAUGGAGGGACAGAUCCAUAUGAAAGCACUCGCGUUAAUACGCAGGAAAGGCGUCAUGGUCGGCCCCGGCACUCUGGAGAUCAUCAGUCUCAUGGUGCUGUGCGUCAAGGGACAGAGAUCGAUUCGUCCAGGCAGAACCCACAACGUCAGUUGCUCCAGUGUCUGUUGCUCGAGGCUGGUAUCCUAUUUCACAGCAUUUUCAUUGGAAUGGCACUCAGUGUUGCCACAGGGACGUCAUUUAUUGUCCUUCUCGUGGCUAUCUGCUUUCACCAAACCUUCGAAGGCUUCGCUCUCGGAUCCCGGAUCGCGUCUUUAAUUCCGGAUCUCUUCCCUCCAUCGUCUUUCAGACCAUGGCUUAUGGCCCUCGCGUAUGGAACUACUACUCCCAUAGGGCAAGCUAUGGGUCUUGUUCUGCAUAACCUUUAUGACCCAGCCAGCACUACGGGUCUACUUACGGUCGGAAUAACCAACGCCAUCAGCAGCGGGCUGUUGCUAUUUGCGGGGCUUGUAGAGCUUCUUGCAGAGGACUUUUUGAGUGAAGGAAGCUAUGCGACACUCAGGGGCCAAAGACGCAUCGAGGCCUGUAUAGCAGUUGCAGGGGGUGCUCUGCUGAUGGCAUUCGUUGGUGCAUUUGCCUGA